Molecule: messenger RNA, 455 nt
Organism: Clupea harengus (Atlantic herring)
Lineage: Eukaryota; Metazoa; Chordata; Actinopteri; Clupeiformes; Clupeidae
Product: histone H2B 1/2
Cellular component (GO): nucleosome
Molecular function (GO): DNA binding; protein heterodimerization activity; structural constituent of chromatin
Source: RefSeq, a predicted model, not a curated record
GUCGCCCACCGCUGACGCGCGUAUUGAACUAAUUCAUCGAGAAUCAUGCCUGAACCAGCGAAGCCAGCCCCCAAGAAGGGAUCUAAGAAGGCAGUGACUAAAACUGCAGGAAAAGGAGGCAAGAAGCGCAGAAAGACCAGGAAGGAGAGCUAUGCCAUCUACGUGUACAAGGUGCUGAAGCAGGUCCACCCCGAUACCGGUAUCUCCUCCAAGGCGAUGGGCAUCAUGAAUUCUUUCGUGAAUGACAUCUUCGAACGCAUCGCUGGGGAGUCUUCCCGCCUGGCUCACUACAACAAGCGGUCCACCAUCACCUCCAGGGAGAUCCAGACCGCAGUGCGUCUGCUUCUGCCCGGUGAACUGGCCAAGCACGCCGUGUCUGAGGGAACAAAGGCUGUCACCAAGUACACUAGCUCCAAAACUGAAGUCUGAAAUGUCUGGAUUUACUGAACCAACAC